This is a messenger RNA of Racocetra persica, 854 nucleotides long. The record is from the annotation of a GenBank genome assembly. NCBI's taxonomy places the organism in Eukaryota, Fungi, Glomeromycota, Glomeromycetes, Diversisporales, Gigasporaceae.
GCUUCCUCGUUUUACAGUUAUAACAGCUACAGUAUCGCCUUACUUUAAGUCUUAUUCGCUUCCGAAAUUCGAACAAUUUCCUCGUACUUACGCUACAGGCUCUUCAGGACAAUUUAAAACCUAUAAACCACGAACUCCUGGUCUUAGAUGGCUUAAAAGGCCGAUAAACGAUCACUUAUGGAAGGGCAAACCUGUGCGAAAACUUACUAUUGCCAAACGUGCAACUGGUGGUCGUAAUCACCAUGGUCAUAUCACAGUACGUCAUCGUGGUGGUGGACAUAAACGUCGUAUCCGUAUUGUUGACUUCCAUCGAUGGGAUACUGGUCCACAUGAAGUUAUCCGUAUAGAAUAUGAUCCAAAUCGGUCCGCACAUCUUGCCUUACUCCAAAAUCAAGAGACUGGAAAAUUAUCAUAUAUAAUUGCUCCACAUGAAUUAUCUCCAGGAACAAUUGUUCAAUCAUUUCGUAAACAGGAUCAAAUUAAAACCAAUGAAGAUCCUUCUAUUACCCGUGUUGUAGCCAUAGAAAAGGGUAAUUGUUUGCCAUUAAAGAUGAUUCCAGUAGGUACAUUAGUUCAUUGUGUUGGAUUGAAGCCUAACGGGCCUGGAAUUCUCUGUCGUGCUGCUGGAGGUUCCGUUCAGGUAGUACGAACUGGAGAAAAAGGAUAUGCGCAGGUGCGUCUUUCGUCCGGAGAAGUUCGAUUGAUACACGUAGAUUGUUGUGCAACAAUCGGUACACUAUCAAAUCCAGAUCAUCAGCAUAGAACGUUGGGGAAAGCUGGUAGAUCAAGGUGGUUGGGAAUCAGGCCAACUGUUAGAGGUGUUGCAAUGAACGCAUGUGAUCAUCCUCAUGGUG